Lactuca saligna is the source of this 1359-nucleotide messenger RNA. NCBI's taxonomy places the organism in Eukaryota, Viridiplantae, Streptophyta, Magnoliopsida, Asterales, Asteraceae. The record is from the annotation of a GenBank genome assembly.
UCCAAAUGGGGCCAAACUAACCCUCAUCUCCAUCUCCCCCAAUUAAUUCUAGUCGCCAUUUUCAGCUCUGACCUGAUAUACACCUUUCUUUAUCGACAAUUAUUAUUGUCGUUACUCUCUUGUUCUCUCGCUCUAUAUGAUAUACUCGUCUCAUUUGCUCCACUCAAGUCACAGGAGCAUCCAACAAUCAGCAACAUGAAAAGUGUCUUGUUAUUCAUGUUUUCAUUGAUUUUGUACAAAAAUUUUGCAUCCGCACAAGCACCAAAGCUCGACGAGACAGAAGUGAAGGUACUGAAAGAAAUAGGUGAAAAAUUGGGGAUAAAUGGGACGAAAGAAUGGGAUUUGGAUAAGAAUCCGUGCAGUGGCGAAGGGAAUUGGGGCCGCGGCGAGUUCCCAAAAGGAUUCGAGGUCUCUGUUAACUGUGAUUGCUCUUUCGAACAAAAUGCCACCUGCCGCGUAGUUCGCAUAGCUUUGAAAUCCCAAAACAUCUCAGCUGCUAUUCCACCAGAGUUUUCCAAGCUUCGAUACCUUAAACAAUUGGAUCUCAGUCGUAACUACCUCAAUGGAACUAUACCUCCUCAAUGGGCUACUAUGCGCUUGGGUGACCUCUCUCUCAUGGGAAACAGAUUAUCCGGCUCAUUUCCAAGAGUUCUCACCAGAAUAACUGUCCUUGUAAAUCUGAGCAUGGAAGGAAACCGCUUUUCAGGAUCCAUACCCGAAGAGAUUGUGAACAUGAAAAAUUUGCAGAAACUUGUUCUGGCUUCAAAUGAAUUCUCUGGCCCACUGCCUGUUGGACUUGGAAAACUUACCAACUUGACUGAUAUGAGGAUAAGUGACAAUAAUUUCACUGGAAAGAUACCAGACUUCAUUGGCAACUGGACACAAAUUCAGAAAUUGCAUCUACAAGGUUGUUCUCUUGAGGGGCCAAUUCCUUCUAGCAUCUCUAUGUUAACAAAACUAAAUGAUCUAAGGAUCAGCGACUUGAAAACUACAGGGUCUAGUUUCCCAAAACUUCAGAAAAUGGAAGAUCUGAGUAAAUUGAUACUUAGAAAUUGUUUGAUCCAUGGGACAAUCCCUGAAUACGUGGGGAAUAUGAGAACACUGAAAACUCUAGACCUCAGUUUUAACAAUUUGACUGGUGAAAUCCCAUCAUCUUUUUCUGAACUAGGAAAAACAGAUUACAUUUAUUUGACAGACAAUAAUCUUACUGGACCUAUACCUGGAUGGGUUUUCUCAAGCUCCAAAACUGUGGAUGUUUCUUAUAACCGUUUUACAUGGGAUUCUUCUGGUCCAAAUGAAUGUCCACGUGGGACAAUAAACAUGGUGGAGGGGUAUUCUUUGUCCACAAACAAACAGUAA